AUGGUCAUAGCUUAUCUGCCGCAGCAUGCGCUUGAUGCCAAGGAAGAUCAUCCGUAUCUAGAACCGGCAAUUGCUCCAUUUGCCGGCCGACUUGGAGGUAAUCAGGAUUUUAUCGUUGAUCGGAAUGAUCCGAAAAAUCUGGAAGUCCUGGAGCAGGUGCCCGAUGCGGCUCCCUGCAUGACGUUGGGCGAGAUCUUCGAUCUCAAGGGCUUUGCGAGUCUAGAUCUGUGGAAAUUCGCCAUGCUUGAAUGUGUCGAGCAGAGUUUUGCUUUUUUUGUGACAACGGAUUCUAACAUUCUUUCCGUAUAUAGCCAGUUUAAUGAAUGUUUCAUUUCGUGCUGGGUUACGACGCAUCCUCUUUCCAAGACCACUUCCCCGACUACCGAGGCUGGGGUCUAUGCCACCGUCACCUUUUUCUCCCCUCUCUUCGGCGGCAUUACCAAUCUUCUUUUGACCCCGCUCUUGAUCUAUACCUUUUCGCCCUCCAGCGGAGGCCAUAUUAGCCCGACUAUCACGCUGGCUACCUUCUUCGCCCGGAUUAUCUCCUUCCCACGCAUGGUACUAUACGUAGGAGGGCAAACAUUAGGUGGGGCAUUAGCUGGCUUUGCUCUGAACAGUGCCUACGGCAAUCGAGAAUUCACUGUGGGCGGAUGCCAUAUUGAUUCAACCAUGGUGCCGGCCAAGGACGGUCUGGUCAUUGAAUUCUUGGCGUGUCUGGUUCUCAUUUUCCUGGCGUUUGGCGUGGCUUUAGAUCCUCGACAGGCUAAGGUGUUUGGUCCUGCGACGUCACCUUGGUUGGUGGGAAUUGUCCUUGGAGUGGUUAGCUGGGGAACCGCUUUCACCCGGAUGGGCUAUAUCGGAGCCAGCCUCAAUCCCGCACGGUGCUUGGGAGCUUAUGUGGCGUCCUCAUUUCCGACUUAUCAUUGGAUCCACUGGGUUGGACCACUCGCGGCGGCUAUCGGGCACGGCUUGGUCUACUUUGUUGACCCACUUUGGACCGAGACGCGGAGUUCGCCGUGA
Molecule: messenger RNA, 1020 nt
Organism: Penicillium daleae
Lineage: Eukaryota; Fungi; Ascomycota; Eurotiomycetes; Eurotiales; Aspergillaceae
Exons: 4
Coding region: 1-1020 (339 amino acids)
Biological process (GO): transmembrane transport
Cellular component (GO): membrane
Molecular function (GO): channel activity
Source: RefSeq, a predicted model, not a curated record